Amorphotheca resinae ATCC 22711 is the source of this 3546-nucleotide messenger RNA. RefSeq lists its product as hypothetical. NCBI's taxonomy places the organism in Eukaryota, Fungi, Ascomycota, Leotiomycetes, Helotiales, Amorphothecaceae. The record is from RefSeq and is a predicted model, not a curated record. The transcript is spliced from 4 exons. Bases 229 to 3054 code for a protein of 941 amino acids.
CACCAACGUCAACGUCAACAACAACAACGCCAUUUUGACAACACCAACAAACCUUUCCACCUCCAACAUUUCCCGUCUGUCCUCAGACUCCCCUCUCUCUUAUCUAUCCAUCCACCUCACCUCAUCCCCAACCACCACGUCGCCAUCGAAUGACCACAAAAACCAGACUUUGCGAGCGCCGUAUCGUCUUUUCAAUUCAACAGCGCGCGGUGCCGGAGAGUUGACAACAUGUCGACUCGACGCACCAGAAACAACCCUUCGCCCAGUGGGCUGCGGUCUCUGCCAUAUGGACCGGUAGAGGAUGGCAGGAAGAAGAAACCAGCCCGUAAGGCAAAGACUGUAACUCCCGUGGCUGCUCCCACUGCCGCGCACCUUGAUGAGGGCAGUACAUCGCGGUCUGCCUCUCCUCAGCUUAUGGAGUCGCAUUCCGACUCUCCUCCCCCCGUCGCAGAGUCGCGAUCAACUUCUCCCCCCACCUACCAGCCGCCCACAUCCCAAACUCCCAAUAUCUCCACAACGGACCAACAACCAGACCCCAAGCCUUCAAAGAAGGCCCCUACCAAGAAGCGCCUUCGUGCCACCAAGAAAGGUAACGCGGGCCGCCCAGCAAAGCGCGUCUUGAGAUCAAGACGAAAUAACGCGCCAGCUGAGGACCAGCAAGAAGAAGAUGAUGAUGCUUCUGACGCCGAUGAUGAUGGCGACGAGGCGCACAACUCCCCACAACCAAAGCCAAUCGUGCUCUCUAUUCCCGCAUCUUACCCUGAGGAACAUACCUCCGAAGAGGAGACUGUCGCACCGCGACUUGAAGAGACUCAGAAAUCUCCAGGCGCGUCUCUUCGCGAGAGACGUUUCCUUACCCCAAAGCCUAACCGACCAAAGGCUGCAAAGCAAGCGGUGCCCAAUACUGUCCACUCUAUGAGCCUUGUGCCAAGGGAUAGCGAGCCCGUUCCUGCAGCUAUGAAGAGUAGAGCAGCUCUCUUCGAAGAGAUAUUCGGCGAAAAGAUGCCAAAGCACAACAGGCCCGGAUUGCGCAAUAUCAUGAAGCAAGGCGCAGAUUACUUUGGCCCAAGACGCGCUACUGAGACGGAGUACAUUGAUCCAGAAGAAGGAUCCGAUGGCGAAUUCGAUUUUCUUGAUGCUCCAGCCUUCACCAAAUCUCAAAUGGCCAAAUUGAAAAAUGUUCCAAAGACCUUCCGUCGGGACCAAAUUCCAUUUGAAUUACCCCAGUUCACGGACAACCACGAGAGUCGACGCAAGCUAGCACGAGCCUCAAAACCUCGCCCCAAUGCUGCGCGCUCUCUCGCCGCGUGGGCUGAGCGUGACGAAACACGUCGAGUUCCAACAGCGGAGCAGAUGGAGGCGCUUCUUGAUGCCUUUCAUGCUCAGGAGUCGGCCAAAGUCGCAGCACCAUCCACCCCAGCACCAUCUACCCCCCCAGCGCUUCCUCAACCUUCAGCUGAACUCAACCCUGUACCUGUAUCAUCCCACGAGGACGAUGCUCAACAUGAAGCUCUUGAAGCUGAGUCAGAUUCUUCAGAGCACGAGUUAGAUGAAAUGUCCGGUGCCCUCGGAGUUCCAGAGGAUCCAAGUGAAGUACAAUCCGAGAUCCAAGAACCCCAGACCCCGGCCAAUCAAACGGUACCACAACUGCAGCAGUCUCGCGGUUUUUGGAGUGGUGUAUCGGCUGUGAAGAGCAUGUUGGCAACUCCUUUUCAGUUCCUUGGUUCUCGCAAUCAACAGGAUGGCCAAGCCGCUGCUACUAAUGGCGAUUCAGUUACGGGUGCAUCUACUUUUACACAACCCCGAAACAAUUCUGGUUCGAUCAACUCUACUAACGGCCCUACUACACCAACGCGACCUGGUCUUCGCCGUAAGAAGACUUCGCAAUCGGAACGUAAGAGUCGUGCUCCAUCAACACAUAGUAAGCACCCACAGACCGAGCGGCGUCGACGUCUCCGCGAGGAGCCCAAGCCACCCAUUCACCUACGAGGUCUCUUAUCUCCAACGAGAAUUGCAGAGAUUCAUCGCGAGCAAGACCGCUUGGCCGAAGAGAGAAAUAAGAAGCGCCAGGCUCAUGCGGCUCGUGUCGAAGAUGAAGAGGAAGCAAUCCUUGCAACCCCGUCGACGAAUCCUGCCCGAGCUGGAGAGAAACGCAAGCGACGAACUCCUCCGCCACCUGGCACCUUCCGUGUCCCCAGUCCAGGAAGUUCCGAUGAUUCGGAUGAAGAUGAAGUAAUUGGUAGCCGUCCAGCACGUACUGGAGAGACUUCCGCUGCCGACAUGCGCCAAGUACCGUUUGAGGAAUGCCCUACCUCCUUUUUCGAUCGGCCCCUUGCCAAGCCCGCUCCUCUCGAACAAAGCUUCUUCGAUACCCCCCCUGGUUAUGACGACCGUUCUAACCCCUUCCUCAAAUCCCCAACUCCUUCCUCCAAUCGGUCUAGCACCUUCCAGUCCUUCAAGACUCCCGGUUAUGAUGGUAGCGACAGUGAUGAUGACGAUGAUGGCGCCGAUGAUCAUGGAGCAAAGAAGAGCAACGAGAGAGAGCAGAAUGAGAGAGAGCAGAACAUGAACCAGACUUCCGAGUCUUCCGUUUUACAACCAAAGCAAUGGACGCAGACUCCGCCGCCAAAGCCACGACCAGGCAACGCUCUGCUUCCGGCCACCGCUCAGCAGUUGUCGGCAGCAGAACUGGCUAAGGCCAAGGCCGAGAAGUUCAAACCAAAACAACCGAGCGGACUCCGAAAUGUCACACAGAUGUCGCCGAUGCAAAUGGAUAAGGAGAACAUAAAGGUCAUGGAUUCAUUCACCUCUCACCCGAACUUCGAUAAAAUCCUAGCAGACUCCGGCGUAGAUAGGCAGGAGUGGGAUGAUGUGAGCAGGAGAUGUGAUUUGAUGCAUCAGCGGCUCGACCCGGAGGUUAAAGCAUACGUCAAUAACAUUCCCGACCACGAGAUCGCAAAGUAUCCACUGCCACCUUAUCUCAGUGACGCGCUAGAGCGUGCAAAAGGCAAACAGUCGGACGUGGACAUGGAGGUCGAAAAGUACUUUACUUAAUUGGAAGGAAUGAUAAUGGGAAUGAAUGCGUGUCAUGGGUAAAUGGAUGGAGUGCAUGUCAAUUUUGUAGAGUCUCUUUUCUCUUCUUCUUUUUUUGCUUGUUGUGUGUUACUACUAUUACGAUAACGAAGCGCCGGAGUUUGGGGGAGUGAUCUGGCUUCGGUGGAUUGAUCUGGUUUUAUCCUGGGUCGUGGUUUUUUCUGGAUCGUGGUUUUUGGUGGGCUGUGGCUCUGGUGGAUUGGGAAUUAAGGGGCCGCUGAGUCUCCCUGGAAUUGAGCCGGUUUUGGAUAGAGCUCACCCUCGCGGGUUUGAGUCGUCUAGGACUGUUGUGCUCCUCUAGGUCUGGUUUUGGUGGAUUGGGAAUAAGGGGCCGCUGGGUCUCCCUGGAAUUGAGCCGGUCUUGGAUAGAGCUCACCCUCGCGGGUUUGAGUCGUCUAGGACUGUUGUGCUCCUCCGGGUAAGACCUGGCUGACCUCGCUGGUUGCGGCUUGG